AUGACUUUCCCCGGACAGAACAAUCCCUGUUUCGGGUGUGUGCCCUCGGUUCAUCCGUUCCUCAGCAUUGCGGAGAAACUCUUUUACCUGAACUCUCUGAAUUCUUUACGGCCUGCUUUCGAACGUCGUCCCUCCCGAGAUCCCCUGGCAAUAAUUGAGAAUUUAGCCCGACGCCGCCGGAGUUGCGCGCCUACGAGCUCGAGCAAUUCUCUCCCCGCGGAACCGAAACGCUGCUGGAAGGGGACCGUCGGACGAAAGAGCCAGAUAGGGCCGUCAGCGAUUUCUCGCAAGGUUUUCGUCGGCGGUCUGUGCCGAGACACGGACUCUGAUUGCCUCAGGAGGGCCUUCAAGGAAUUCCAGUUGGAGAAUGUCGAAUGGUGCGACAAGUCCGAGCGAAAAUUCGCCUAUAUGGUCUUCAAAAGUCAAGAAAGUAUUCGCGAGCUCCUGAGACACUGUCAGAAACGGGAUCACAAUCGAUUUUAUUACAAUAUCAAUACAACGCGACCGAACCGCGACCGCUGGGUACAACUCAUACCUUGGAUCAUCAGCGAUGCUGAUUUCAUAAAAUGUCCUACCGAUUUCCCGACCACGGUGUCCAGCAGACAGAGGCCACAGGUCACCGACAACACCGUUUUCGUCGGUGCACUCCAUGGAGAAAUGACGGCUCACGAUCUCUUCGUCAUCAUGCAAGAACUCUUUGGACCGGUCAUCUCUGUAGGUCUCGAUACGGACAAAUUCAUGUACCCGGUAGGCACCGCGAAGGUUACAUUCGAAACUAAGGCAUCACACGACAGAGCCAUUGAUGCCGAGUACAUCUCGGUCGUGAGCGAUAGGUUCACCAAGAAACUUCAAAUCGAUCCGUUCCUCACGGAUGUCAAUUGCUCGAGGUGCUCGAAGAACGCAGGACCAGUAUUUUGCCGGUACCCAAACUGUUUCACGUACUUUUGCGGGGAAUGCUUCUUCGACCAUAUCGAAGCGGGAGGCGGCUACAGAACAGAACCGGUCGAGUUCCACGUCCCAUUGAUGAGGAACAGGAUAAGGAAACAAGGAUCAUUCCAGAGCUUCGAAACGUCGAGGAAGCAUUGAUCAAUGUCUACAGGAAUGACAUUCUUGUCGCGGCAGCAUGUUUGAGGAAUUAUUUAUUUGUGCUUGAAAAUAUUCGCUCGGUCGUUUGUUUGUGUCGCCGAGAGCAGAGUAUAGAUAUCACCGUGCCAAGUUCGGCCAAUACUCAAACAACUUAGAAAGUUGAGUCUGCGAACCGACGGCCCAUCUCUUAUCGGA
Messenger RNA from Galendromus occidentalis (western predatory mite), 1281 nucleotides. RefSeq names its product cytoplasmic polyadenylation element-binding protein 1. Lineage: Eukaryota; Metazoa; Arthropoda; Arachnida; Mesostigmata; Phytoseiidae. Bases 1 to 1086 code for a protein of 361 amino acids. The record is from RefSeq and is a predicted model, not a curated record. Gene Ontology annotation, cellular component: synapse; nucleus; cytoplasm. Gene Ontology annotation, molecular function: translation factor activity, RNA binding; mRNA regulatory element binding translation repressor activity; ribosome binding. The transcript is spliced from 6 exons. Gene Ontology annotation, biological process: negative regulation of cytoplasmic translation.